AUGGACUCAAGACCUCCGAUGCAGCCUGACGACGAUACUCACUGGCAGCAGCCUCCGAAUCCAAACUAUCCAGUGGCCUAUUGGCCGCACCACGUUUUCACGUUUAUCCCGAGCCAUGCCAUGCCGCUACCGGACCCUGGGAUGUAUCCCGCACUUCCGCUCCCUUCUCACAUCGGUCCAAUCAGCACUGCACAACUUGAACCUCUGCCCUCGGCGGGUUUAAAUACCCACACAAAUCCAUCCCAGGGCACAGGCCGCGCAACGCAAACAAAGCGUUCUGAGGACGAGAAGCUUGAGCACAUGCUCGCCGAACUCAAGGAGAUCAAUUGGACGCUCUCACGCUUCCUGAACCACCUUUUCCGGCUCAAGGACGAUGACCAGAAGCCAGUGCACCGGAGUGUGUCACACGGCCUCACGAUACGUCGCUUCCUCAGCGGGCAGUCGAAGUACAAGCCAAUCGAUAUCAUCGACUGCUGGCUUCAUGACCCUGCAGGUCGGCCAGACCCGGAGGUAGAGGAUGACAAGAUGUACUCACUCGAGAAGCCAUUCCUCGAGAUACCAUCUGCGCGGGCCGCAUUGACGUCGAUGGUCGUACAGUUGUGUUACCGGAAGCUUCUCAAGGAGAUGCGGAGUGCGGUGAAGGGCUCGAGUGGGCUGCAUGGCAGUCAAGUUGGAAAACGAGGGCAUAAGGAAUUGGCAUGGGACGACCUAGGAGUGCAGACCAUCAAGGCUGUCAGAUCGAUUGCAGAGAAGCACCAGCCACUCACCCUCCAGUUUCUAACCAUGCUUGCUUCGCCUGAACCUCACAAACGAAAUGGUGUAGUCGCUGUAAGGAAGACAAGGCCGCCAGAUCUUGUUGCCGUCGAAGUAACCAGUUUGCUGAACUUCUCCCACACGAAGUUCGCGCGUUUACACGCUUCUGCGCGUGCAAUCAUGUUCUUCGCGAACGGCGCCUCGCGAGGGAUCUUCAACUACGGUAGCCGCAUCGCGUUUUCGCAGAGCUACACUGCGACCUAUGCGACGCUGGCGCGUAUGUCAGCACAGCGCGCAGAAUACCUAAAGAAGGUCGGGAGGGACAGACGUACCGGGUUGGCAAUGCGCUUCGACAACGUGCAACAGCAUACGAAGGAACGCGAGCGCCGCAUGGGACGUGAGAACGUCAUGAAGAUAGGUGUUGCGGGAACAGUUGCGGAGAUGUUCGACUACAAUCCAGACGUCGCCGAUGUCAAAACACGGAUGCACCUACUCAAUCAGAACAAACGCGCGACACUUGACGUUGAUUCCCUGUUCGAAGUGAUUGAUACCGGUCAUCUGCGGCAGGUCUUCGUCAUGCAGUGGCUCCAAACCCUCGUCAAUUACGUCCCCGAGCUCGCACAUUACAAGCCAAAGGUUUCCGAGCUCUUCCGCACACAAGCAUCAAAGUUCCGUGUCACUGAUCAGAAGACAAUCAUCCAUCCACUCGGCACUGCUGCAAAAAACGAGAACAUCACCACUGAGCUCCGUGACACCAUGAUAGACUUCCUGGGGCAGAUCGGACAAUGCGAGGACGAUUACGAUCAUGAUCGCCUCAUUUUUGUUGGCGGCGAUGGACUCACUUUCGAGCGGCUCCUCAAGCUCAAGGAGUACAUGCAGUUCCAGGACAGCGCAUUCAAGCGCUUCGAGAAUGUUGUUCCAUUUCUUGAAACCUGGCAUACGGAGUGGACCUAUGUCAACUUGAUGUUCGAGACGCACUGGGGUCAUAGCCUCACCAACGAUCCAUCAAAGCUUGGUCAUAGCGCAACCAAGAUUGACCAGAAGGAGCCGCCGAACCUCAAGAAGGUCGACUACUAUUCCUCAAUCUACGUUGCCUAUCUUGUACUUGAUGUUCGCAUGCUCGACUGCUUCCGGCUCCAUUUCGAGACGCCAGACAUCUUUGUAUACUUCAAGGAACUGGCCAGCCGAGACGCAUUGCCAUCACUAGAAUACCUAUACAAGACUUCAGAAACUCUGUAUGCGAGAUAUAUGUCCCGCCGAGCAUACGAGGUUGCACUCACCGGUGAUAGAGUUACCGAGACACUGGGUAUCCCAUUGUCAUCCGAGCCCUGGCGGGACCUUGGUGAUGCUAGUACGAGUCAUGCGUUCACAUCAGGAAAAUCCCUCCUUGGGAAUUACAACGAACAGACAGAGAUUCUCCAUAAUACGUAGAGUUUUGAAAAUUCUGACGCUGUUCGCAAUAACACUCCGUAUUGUUGACCA
Molecule: messenger RNA, 2235 nt
Organism: Fomitopsis serialis
Lineage: Eukaryota; Fungi; Basidiomycota; Agaricomycetes; Polyporales; Fomitopsidaceae
Exons: 3
Coding region: 1-2184 (727 amino acids)
Source: RefSeq, a predicted model, not a curated record